This is a messenger RNA of Gorilla gorilla gorilla (western lowland gorilla), 567 nucleotides long. RefSeq names its product thioredoxin domain containing 17 (gene TXNDC17). Gene Ontology annotation, cellular component: cytosol. NCBI's taxonomy places the organism in Eukaryota, Metazoa, Chordata, Mammalia, Primates, Hominidae. Gene Ontology annotation, molecular function: protein-disulfide reductase [NAD(P)H] activity. The record is from RefSeq and is a predicted model, not a curated record. The transcript has 4 exons. The coding region runs from base 89 to 460 and encodes 123 amino acids.
ACCCGGAAACAGCCUCGCCCCGCCUACGUGGGACCCAACCGCGGCGACCAGACGUGCACUCCUCCAGUAGCGGCUGCACGUCGUGCCAAUGGCCCGCUAUAAGGAGGUGAGCGUGUCCGGCUUCGAGGAGUUCCACCGGGCCGUGGAACAGCACAAUGGCAAGACCAUUUUCGCCUACUUUACGGGUUCUAAGGACGCCGGGGGGAAAAGCUGGUGCCCCGACUGCGUGCAGGCUGAACCAGUCGUACGAGAGGGGCUGAAGCACAUUAGUGAAGGAUGUGUGUUCAUCUACUGCCAAGUAGGAGAAAAGCCUUAUUGGAAAGAUCCAAAUAAUGACUUCAGAAAAAACUUGAAAGUAACAGCAGUGCCUACACUACUUAAGUAUGGAACACCUCAAAAACUGGUAGAAUCUGAGUGUCUUCAGGCCAACCUGGUGGAAAUGUUGUUCUCUGAAGAUUAAGAUUUUAGGAUGGCAGUCAUGUCUUGAUUUCCUGAUUUGUUCUAGUAUCAAUAAACUGUAUACUUGCUUUGAAUUCAUGUUAGCAAUAAAUGAUGUUAAAAAACUGG